GCGCACCGCGCCUAGUGACUAGCGCCCUCAGCCACUUUACAAUAUUCAACUUCGUAUACUGCAGUGCUCAACAUUUUAAGGAUGUAGACUACCAGCGAAAAAUUGCAGCGAUGAUCACAGGGUAAAAAAGGGGCUUAUGGGUGUGUAACAGGUGGUGAGUAGUAAGCAUUCACUGCGCCCCGGCUGUGGACGUAUCGGACAUGCCAAAAAGCGGUAAUUGGCCAAAUGUCAUAGCCUGGACAGUUCAAACUCCUUCUGUGUCCUUCCUACAUGGUCCUCAUCAGCUUUUCAUACUGACACUGAGGGUGCACAGCUCAACACCAUUGCAACGAGGUUGACGUCACAUACGAUUGUAGAGGAAGGAGGCCAAGCUUUGAAAAUACUGUCGCUUGAAAAAUUUGGAGCCAGGAAAUCUGAACGGAGCCACUUGGCUCAUGACAGUUCCUUGUACGGCGUAAGCUCAUCAAAUUUAAACUGUUGUAGACAAUGUGCACAAAAUUUCCUUUGGGAGUAUACUAAGUCAACCUCUAAAUCAGGAUUUGGAGCAUGGCAAGAUCUCUGAUAUUCAUUUACGUAUUCCUUGUGUUCUUAACGAUUUCAACGUUAAUUUACGAAGCCAUACUUUCCGGUUAUUCAAGUAGUCAUAGUUUUACUGAAAGUGUGGCCUUGCCAAAGCAUCGGGUUUUUUUCUCAAAUAAUUCGUAUCUGCUCGCCACCAAAAGCCAUACCCUGACGCUCACCCUACGCAUGGCGGCCGCGCCUAAACUGAUCCACCGUCUAUAUUGUGUCCUCCUACGAUCUGCCGUGUUGUUCUGGUCACCAAAGCUGGGUCACAUCAGCGUGAUACUAGACAAGGAAUCGGCAGCCGAUCACCGGUUGGCAGCUCGACUGAGUCAGCAAGAGCACGCGUUUGGCGUCAAGUUUGAUUUCAUUUACGAGCCUCUCCCAAACGAUAUCUCAAUCUUGAAAAUAGAGAGAGAUCGUGGAUACAGCCGCCAACUAUGGAGCAGUUUCUUCAUGGAUCUGUACAUUCACGCAUCCAUCAUCGCUUGGAUUGACACGGAUGGAAUGUUUACAACACCUGUCACCAGUGAAAACAUCUUCAAUGACCAUCAGUUGCGAGUUGUAACUUUCACUGACUGGAACAUUCCCCGUAAACAUGGCUGGGACAAAACGACCAAACUUGCAAUGGGCAUGAAUCUGAUGGCGGAUUUCAUGACAUAUUUCCCCGUUUACAUCUGGAGAGACACAGUAAGGAAUUGCAGAGAACACAUUCUCCGUCACAUGAAUGUAUCCAACUUUGAGGACGCCUUUAGGAAACUGAAGGUAAAGAGGGCUAGGAUCAGUCCCGUCAACAUUUUGUUGAACUACGCUUACUACUUUGAGCAUGAUCGCUAUGAUUGGCACCUGGACGUCAACAACAACCUGGAAGCCUACAACACCCAGCACCUUGCACCCGGUUUCGAAAUCAAACCCAAUGAGACUGUUCCAGAUGUUCGAGUCACGGUGCAUGCAGGAAAGCACUUCGUUAAGGCUCCCAAUCCGAUGCUGCAAGGAUAUUGUAUCGCUAAGGGGCACGUUGGCACGGUACCCACUGCUUGUAAAAUGUUUGAAAAUGUCACAAACUUUCAGCUGUUCGAAUUUCUGGCCGAAAGAGGUGUCUCUUUCAACCACCUCGCCACCUGGUGCUCGCCUAAGGGUGAUGGGCGCAAGGACUGCAGCCGACGGAUUGAGGCGCAUUACAAGAAUGUUGGCAGGUAUUACAACUUGGGAUGGUUUGAUCUCGAUUUGCGUCGAGUAUCUGCUGUUGAGAAAGCAGCUGCGCUCUUGAAUGUAACUUGUCCCAAAAUAUUUCAUAAUUGAUAAUGAACGUUGGAGCUGAGGAACUGUGCAGUUCUCAUACCGACAAUUAUUUGGGAGAAUCUUUAGAACUUGCAGCAGGGACUGUUACAAGUGACUAAUUGUUUCAUUAUGUUUGUAGUUUUGAAUUUAGUUUGGUUUUUCUUCUAGUCAUUGAAUAAGAAUUGCUCAACUUUAUAUGUGAUGGUCGCUGAUUGAAACUGAAAAUUUACCGGGCGGGCUGGCUGGCUGGCUGGCUUCUUUCUUUCUUUUUCAGUAUGGCAGUAUUUAGCACAUUUAAGUAUGGCAGUAUUUAGCAGAGUUACACACAAGUCUGGCACAAGCAUUCUUCACACUUCAUCGAUAUAGGGUUAUUAAGAUUGUACCUUUAAUUUGACUUGUCGUCUGAUGACAACAUCAACAAAUGGGAAUCAAUUUUCGUCCAUAACACUUCCCUUUCAAGUUUCAACCCAAUCAGACAUGUACUUCACAAGAUAUAGUGCUUUGAAGAGUGUGCCUUUAAUGUAACGUGACUUGUCACCUGAUGACGUCAUCAUCACAUUAGGUUACUAUUCUUCGAAAACACUUCUCUUUCGAGAUAUCAGCAAGUCUGGAACCCAAUCCUACAUAUAUUUCAGGAAAUGUACCGCCUUGAAGAGUGCACCUUUCAUGCAACCUCUCUGCAAACAGGAUUCCAAUAUCAAUCUAUACCCCAAAGAAGGCGUCCUUAUCUACUAUCAAUUACGCCAUCCAACAACACACUGUGGGUGGCCGGUCCGACCUUCUGCCGGAUCUACUUUUCCAGAACCGCCACGAGCCACUAACGUGUGAACUCUCUUAUUUCAUCCGUAUACACACUCGAACAUUGUGCAUGGUGUGUGAUACGGUUGGACUUCCAUGUACUGCACAGAAAUGCACAGUACACGUACAUUGAGUACGUAUACACGGUACUGGUCCGGCCGGAAGGCGAUAUAUUUUCAAGUAUCUUGCUGAGGAAACUCGACAAGAAGAAGCUACUAUUGGGUAUGAAGUGUAGUCUUCUCUUGUAAAAACGUACAGAUGCUCUCUCUGUAUAUUUUUUAAAACUUAAAAAAAGAAACAACUUUGAGGAGGACAGAGAAACUAUUUUUAUAUCUGUAAAUUGUUUUUCGGUGGAUCUCAAAUUUUUACGUUUAUCUCAAAUAACGAUACGUUUACUUCAACUAAGUAAUCGCUACCACAAUCUGUAAUUAUUAACCCUGGGUAGAAAGGGUGGCCUCUCCUGGCGAGUCCAUUGGAGCUAAUUAACAUAUAAUUAUUUGUUUAAGUCAAAAUUCCACGACUACUUAUCAUAUCCUACCCCUGAACAUGCUGAAAAGCCCGGUUUAGUCAUUUUACAGCCAGGGCCUCCCCUAGCCAGAAUAAAUGCAAAAAACCCAGACGUCCUUAAGCCAGCCUCCAGGCAAUUCCAAUGGGACUGUGUACAAAUUGGUCCCUUGUGCACAACCUAAUGGGCUGUUUACAAAAUGGUGCCUGGGGCAGGCAGUGGAAUGUUCUUUAUCAGUGACAGCUGUCUGGAACUUGUCAGAGGCCUGUGUCGG
Molecule: messenger RNA, 3419 nt
Organism: Acanthaster planci (crown-of-thorns starfish)
Lineage: Eukaryota; Metazoa; Echinodermata; Asteroidea; Valvatida; Acanthasteridae
Source: RefSeq, a predicted model, not a curated record